AUGGAUCAUCCUAUGCAAGAUGCCCCAGCCGACGUGCUGGCCGAUGCCCGACGGACGCUUGAGGCCUUGAAGAAUUCGGGGCUUUCGCGCGAUCUUUUGAUGCAAAUGUGGGAGGCCGAUGAUAGGGCAGCACAGCAGCAACAACAGCAGCAGCAACAGCAACAGCAGAUGGUUCCCCAACAAGAUGCCCCUAUGGAAGACGCUUCCACACGAGGAUCCUCUGGGCACGCCAGCAUUUGGUCAAUGGGCUCCGCCAAUUCGAACGCUACUAUCGCUACCAAUUACUCUCAGUCUUCUCAAAGCCCUUCAACAUGCCAGCAAUCCGCACCCCAGGCUGUUCCUGGCGGCCUUCCUCAAGUAGCGAGCGCCCAGACGGGAUGGGGUCCCGGCCGAUUCAACUUCUACUGGUGCACAUCCUGCGAAACAAGGUUCAAGCGCAAGUACGACUGGAAGCGUCAUGAGGAGGAGUUCCACGAGCGUUGGAAGAAAUACCCAUGCCCUGAGCCUGGCUGCAAUAGGAGCUUCUGGGGAGCCAACACCUUCAAUCAACACCACAAGGCGUCUCAUGGCUGCAAGACAUGCCCCCACUCCGAAAAGGUUGUCAAGUAUCUGAAGAGGAGAAAGUACUGGGCUUGUGGCUUCUGUUCCGCCCUUCAUCCCUCACGUGAACGCCACGUCGAGCACGUUGCGAGACAUUUUGAGUCGGGAAAGACAAAGUCCGACUGGAUGCAUUCCAGAGUUAUCUACGGCCUUCUUCAUCAGCCAUUGAUUCACGAGGCUUGGAAGGACAUCCUCAUGUCAAAGGCGAACGAAUUCAAUGGACGCCAACCCAACUUCAGCUGGAACCCCACACAGACUGGCCGUGCUCAAGGCUUUAUGGAGAACGAAAGUCCCGGCCAACUUCAGGAUCUGCUCGAGUUCUUUUCUGGUUCCAGCUCUGAGGCGGAAUCGAUUGUCUCAAUCGCGUACAAGCUUGCGGACCUUGUCUUCCUCCCCGUGCCGGCAUCGCCGCCUAUGCAAUACUCGCAAUGCUACGCCCCUGCUCCUACUGCUAUGCCUCAGCAAUACCCUCCUCAGCCCUUGCUGCCGCCUCCUUCGAUACCCUCGCAGACCCUGCCGACGCAAUCUCCUCAGCCCCCGGUCUUGUCGUCGCAAGACUCCUCACCGGGGCCUUUUAUGGAUCACAUGAGAGCGCAGUCGAUGAUGCCGGCGCCGUUGUUCCACACCCCUCAGCAGCGCACUACACCAGAGCCUCUUCACCGGGCGUCACUCGACAGAGAGCUGCCGCCACCACCUCAAGAGGCACAGCCCAUGAACUUUCAGUAUAUCCCUGACGGUAUCGUGUUUGAGGACUGGGAGAGCUUCUCCAGCACAGUUGUCGACGAAAACGCACCAGCACCAACGCCGAUGCCAACAGAAUGGCCGCUGGUGCCUGUACAAUAUUACAACGCCCCUGUGGGGCCAUGA
This is a messenger RNA of Colletotrichum chrysophilum, 1467 nucleotides long. RefSeq lists its product as uncharacterized. Gene Ontology annotation, biological process: regulation of transcription by RNA polymerase II. Bases 1 to 1467 code for a protein of 488 amino acids. NCBI's taxonomy places the organism in Eukaryota, Fungi, Ascomycota, Sordariomycetes, Glomerellales, Glomerellaceae. Gene Ontology annotation, cellular component: nucleus. The transcript is spliced from 2 exons. The record is from RefSeq and is a predicted model, not a curated record.